Messenger RNA from Gordionus sp. m RMFG-2023, 782 nucleotides. RefSeq lists its product as uncharacterized. The transcript has 4 exons. The coding region runs from base 229 to 687 and encodes 152 amino acids. The record is from RefSeq and is a predicted model, not a curated record. NCBI's taxonomy places the organism in Eukaryota, Metazoa, Nematomorpha, Gordioida, Chordodea, Parachordodidae.
UUUUUAGUAAUUAUUUCUAAUAGUGUUAUAAAGGUUUUGAGGAUAUAUCAUUAGAAGAAAUCAAAUACAUAGAAAAAGCUUUGAAUGAACAAAAAUUUAAUUCUAAUUUUAGUGCUAUUCAAUUACAAUUUUAUAAAAUUCUGGAUGAUCAUUACAAAGUAGAGCAGAAUAAAAUAUCUCUACUUUCUCAUAUGAAAGAUCAAAAAUUGAUUAAAAGAAGAAAAAUACAUGGAAACAAAAACUUCAUUAUUAUCAGAUUCAAUAAACAAAGAUCAAACUCCUACAGAUAUUACUAUAUCAAAAUUGAAUAAUUUAAUUAAUCCUCGUCUCCCAAAUUUUAAAAUGUUCACGAAAACCACAAAUGCCAAUCCACCCAAUGAAUUUAUUCCCUUAUCACUUAUAUCGCUUAAUCAUUCAACACCAUUUACAAAUAAAACAAAUGUUAUCGAAUUUAAUUUUAAAACUCCCAAACCUACCAUACAAAAACCUUCUUUAUCCCUUUUGGAUAAUAGAAAUAAUCUCAAUUUUCAAAAUAGUGUAAUAACUGUUGUCCCAGCAGAAAAGGUUAACGUUAUGGUAUACACCCCUUUAAACUUACUCACGGACGAAGAAAAACAACAAUAUAUCGCUAGAGAUUUUGAUAUAGGAAAAAUACCCAUCCAACUUCCGCCAAUAGAAUAUUGUUGAUUUAUAUGUUUAUUUUGUGUAUUGUAAAGCUUUUCUGUUUUAAUAUGCAGAUAUGAAUAUUCAUGUUAUCUUUAUUUUAUAUAGGUAAAAUUAAG